AUGUGUAGAGGUGGACGACCUUCUUCAGAUGUAUGGCAAUAUUUUGAAAAAAAUACAUCUAAAUCAAAAGGUCACUAUACUGCAAAAUGUAGAUAUUGCUUGAAAUUUUGGAGAAGAGGAAUUCCAGAUAAAUUAGAAGCACAUCUUGCACUUAAAUGUGAAAAAGUUGAUAGAGAAAUUUCUCAAAUAUAUUUAAAAAAACUUGCAACUAAAAAUUCAGUAUCAGAUGUUGAGUCUGAAGAUAAAAUGUCAAUAAAAAUUAUUAAAAUUUUCAACUCCAGAUUUAACUCUUUUGAAAUUGACCUUUAUCUGCUUGCUUACUUUUUGCAUCCAAAACAUAAAGGGUAUGCCAUGAAACAAGGAAAUUUUCGUCGAAUAUGUGAUAUUGCUGUUUCAUAUGUUUCAAGGUUAGGUUUUACAGAUAUAGCUGUUAGCCAACUCAUCAUGCAAAUGCGUUCAUUUAAGGAUGAUAUUGAGAAAACCAUGUUUUAUGUACCAAAAAAAAAUAAUGAUAUUGAUUUUUCUAGUGUGGCUAACUCAGAAACAGUCAUCGAUGGAUUGGAUCUCGAAGAAGAGGAAUCAUUUACAUCACUUGAAUUAGAAGAGGAUCUAUCUGAUGUUUCUGAUAACAACAUUGAUAAUAAUAAUUUAUCAAUUGAAUCAAUAAUUGAUUUAUCAGUAUUAAUUUCAGGCAGUGAUAUUUCAGCCCAAGAUAUAACUAGUGAUAUAACUAGUCCAUUUGCAGAAGGUAUAACUGAUUAUAAUCCUCAUGAAUUAGUUGCUAAUUUGGUGACAGAGGAUGAAUAA
This is a messenger RNA of Entrophospora sp. SA101, 807 nucleotides long. The record is from the annotation of a GenBank genome assembly. NCBI's taxonomy places the organism in Eukaryota, Fungi, Glomeromycota, Glomeromycetes, Entrophosporales, Entrophosporaceae.